Messenger RNA from Chlorella variabilis, 1284 nucleotides. Its product is annotated as expressed protein. The transcript has 10 exons. Bases 1 to 1284 code for a protein of 427 amino acids. The record is from RefSeq and is a predicted model, not a curated record. NCBI's taxonomy places the organism in Eukaryota, Viridiplantae, Chlorophyta, Trebouxiophyceae, Chlorellales, Chlorellaceae.
AUGCCCACCAGAAUUCAAGACUCACACGUGGUCCAGCUGGUGCCCAGUUUGGUGCUUGGCCUGCUGCUUAACACUCUGCUGGCCUUGCCGCUGCGAGCCCUCCGCGGCUUGCGGUGCUAUUACGUUGCCGUCGGCGCACCCAGCGGCAGCAAGCGGGUCAAGGCCCGGCGGGGCAAGAAGGAUGACGACAUAGAUCUGGGCGGCGCCGAGGCGCUGGUGCUGGCCCCGCUCAGCGCCCAGCAGGCGGCGCAGCUCACAUACCGCGGAUCCUUUGAGAACCUGUUUAUUGUCGGCUUGUUUGCACUUUCCAGCACCGCCGCCGCUGAGGUGGCGGAGCAGCUGCUGGGCUGGCCCGGCAGUGCCUGGCCCUCCAUGCUGGCAUUUGGCUUGACCGUUGUGGCCUUGACCAUGCUGGCGCAGGUGGACCUCCUCUCCAGCACCACCUCGCCCUCCAACAAGGCGCUGGCGGUGUUUUGGGGGCUAGGCGGCUUUGCCGCCGCCCUGGCGCUGCAUGUGUUGCAACCAGCGGGCAGCAAUGUGCUAGCAUGGGACACGCAGCGCGCGGCCGCCGCUGUGGGCCCCACCGUUCAGGAGGCAAUCAAGGCGCUAGGCAGCAGGGAGCUUAAGGAAGGCACAGCGCCCAUCCCACUGAUAGCCAUAACAGCAUCCACACUGCAAGUUGGGCUGGCUUUGGCCGCCGCCGUGGUCAGCGUGCUGCUGUAUGCACCGGCAUUGCGCUUCGUGCACUCCUUCUGGCUGCAACUGAAUCCACCUGAGUGGGCCAGCGACUACAUUGCUCCUGGGGCCCUGAUGACUGCGAGCUUGCACUUCCAGCUGCUGCUGCCACUACUGAGCUCGCUGCUGUGGGUGCGGCCCAUGUGCCAGGAGCUCCUUGAUCUGUCGGACCAACAGCUUGCUUUUAUGCAGGCGGGCGCGCUGCUAUGCUGGCACCAGCUGAAGCAUGGCAGCCUGGCCGCACGAGCCAAGAGGGACGACAAGAAGUCGCUGGGGGACCUCAUCCGUGCCAGCUGCCAAGCCAUCCACUUUCUUUUGGGCAAGGCGGGGGUGCAGCUGCUGGCCCCCGCCGCCCUGUACUUGGGUUUGGGCCUGCUGCUGCUCAACUCAGCUCUGCACCCUGGAUCGCCAGGAAGCAUGGCGGCAGAGACACAAGUGCUGGUGCAGACCUGCGUUGGCUUUGUGGCUGCCUGGAGCGGUGGCUGCUGGUUUGUGUAUAGCGCUGUCCUGUUGUUUUUUUUCCGCACGGGAGUGCUGUCACCUUUUUAA